Messenger RNA from Hemisphaericaspora subhashii, 2391 nucleotides. RefSeq names its product Gyp7p (gene GYP7). Gene Ontology annotation, molecular function: GTPase activator activity. The record is from RefSeq and is a predicted model, not a curated record. The transcript has a single exon. Gene Ontology annotation, biological process: activation of GTPase activity. Bases 1 to 2391 code for a protein of 796 amino acids. NCBI's taxonomy places the organism in Eukaryota, Fungi, Ascomycota, Pichiomycetes, Serinales, Debaryomycetaceae.
AUGUCAACUACCACAAGCAAUAAGAGUAGUGGAAGUAAAGGUAGAAGAAGAACAAUACUACUGGGGGAAGUUGAAUUAUUAUUUGUUAAAUCUAAAGUCUAUCUUCAUCCAACGCCAUCCAAACGAGAUAACAUUGGAGGAUAUCUUUCAUUAUCAAGACCUUCAAAUGCAACCAAUUUAGACAUUUUAUUAUCAUUCACACCAGAAGCUCAAUUAUCUACUCAAGAAAAGAAGAUAUAUGACGAAGUAGAUAUUGAAGAUAUUGAAUUGGAUUUAGAUUCUUUAAAAUUAAGUCAUUCAAAAUUUGGUAAAGCAACAAGUUCAAGAAUUGUAUCUAAACCUCUGAGUUCUACUCUUAGUGGAUAUUCAUUCAGUGUUGCUCUUUCAUAUAUUUAUUCUAUCCAAUUUAGGAUUCCAUCUCAUGGAUAUUGGUUUGGAUCAAUAGUUAUUAAUACUCAAGAUGGUGAAAAGCUUCCUAUUGUAUUUUUCCAUGAUGAUGAAUCACCAUCAACUAUAAAGACCAAUAAAUUGAACAAUCAAAGAUUUGAUCCAUUUGGAGAUACUGGGGAAUUAUAUUGGGGUGGAAUUGAUUUCAGAAAGGCAUUGGAAACAUUUGUUAAUGUACAACGAUCAACUAUUGAAACGUCAGUUUAUUUGAUUAAUCCAGAAUCUAACGAUUUAAGGAAUUUUGCCCCAUUUAAGACAAAAGAAGAUAUAAAUAAGAAAAAGCAGCAACAACAGCAGCAAUCUUUGGAAUUACCAUUUAAAUUACCUGAUGUUAGUAAAUUCUUAACAACUGCAAAAUGGAAGGUAUUGGAAACAGUGGCAACUUUUUCUGCCAAAACCAAGAACCAAGUAUUGGAUAUAAUUGAAGAUACAGUCCCAACUCCAUUGAAAGGGAUCAUGUAUAUACCCGAAGUUAAACGAAUUGGAGAUGAUUUUGAUUCUGCAAGAGUUUAUUUAGCAAAAUGGGCCCAACAAGUUAAAGAAGAAGCCGAGGCAAGUCAAAGUAAAUACAUGCUUGAUGAUGACUUAUAUCAAAGGAUAAAUCGGGAAUUAAAAUCAAGUGAAAUGUUAACUCAAGAAGAAGUUAGUCAUACUUCAAGACGUCAAGAAAUUAAUAAACAAGAAUGGGAAAGUUUCUUUGAUUUCAGUGGAAGGUUAUGUAUCACUGUUGAUGAAGUAAAGAAUCGAAUCUUUCAUGGUGGGUUGGAGCCUUCGAUUAGGAAAGAAGCUUGGUUAUUCUUAUUGGGUGUAUAUCCUUGGGAUUCAUCUACUGAAGAAAGAGACGCUUUACGUAAUUCUUAUGAAACAAGUUAUGGUGAAUAUAAAUUGAAAUGGGUGAAUGAUGAAGAUAAACGAGCCACUGAAUUCUGGCAGGAUCAAAAACAUAGGAUUGAAAAGGACAUUAAUAGAACUGAUCGUAGUUUAGAAAUCUUCAAGAAUCCAAAGAAGAAGAAGACGACUCCAACAACCGAAGGUGCGGAAGAUACUGCAGAUAACAAUAAACCAUCUCGAGAAUCAUCACCCGAGACACCAGAUGAAGAAGAUAUGGAUGAUGAAUUUGAUAUUUCAAAUAUUAGGAAUCCUCAUUUAUACGCUAUGAGAGAAAUUCUUUUGACAUAUAAUGAAUAUAAUGAAAAUCUCGGAUAUGUUCAAGGAAUGACUGAUUUGUUAUCACCAUUGUAUGUUACGUUCCAAGAUGAAGUGAUCACAUUCUGGGCGUUUACUAAGUUUAUGGAUCGAAUGGAACGAAACUUUGUUCGUGAUCAAAGUGGUAUGAAGAAUCAAUUAACUACUUUGAAUAAAUUAUUACAAUUUAUGUUACCUAAUUUAUAUAAACAUUUGGAAAUAUGUCAAUCGAUUGAUUUAUUUUUCUUUUUCAGGAUGUUAUUAGUUUGGUUUAAACGUGAAUUAGAAUGGGAUCAAGUAUUAAGAUUAUGGGAAAUACUUUGGACCGAUUAUUAUUCAUCACAAUUUCAUUUAUUUUUCGCCCUUUCAGUCUUGAGUGAUAACGAAAGAAUAAUUAUCCAGAAUUUACGUCAAUUCGAUGAAGUUUUGAAGUAUAUGAAUGAUUUAUCAAUGAAGCUUCAUUUAGGUCCAUUGUUGAUUAGAAGUGAAUUGUUGUUUUUGAAAUUUAAGAGGAUGUUAGAUAUUAUUGAUAGAGAUAAUAGCUUGAAAAAAAUCAAAGCUGACCCAUAUGCGGCAGAUAAUGCUACAGCUGGCGACGGUGAUGGUUCAACUGCCGUUGCUGGUUCUAGUAGCGCAAGACAACCAGACGGCCAAGCAAAGGGCGUCAUUGUCGUCGGGAACGAAUUAAGAGAAUUAUUAAAGAAAGAGAUUAUUAUUCAAAAGGAAGUCGAAAGGCCAGAAGGCGUGGGUGGAGGAUAG